This is a messenger RNA of Formica exsecta, 4323 nucleotides long. Its product is annotated as muscle LIM protein Mlp84B-like. Gene Ontology annotation, cellular component: nucleus; Z disc; cytoplasm. The record is from RefSeq and is a predicted model, not a curated record. Gene Ontology annotation, molecular function: structural constituent of muscle; actinin binding. The coding region runs from base 1274 to 2575 and encodes 433 amino acids. Gene Ontology annotation, biological process: sarcomere organization; muscle tissue development. NCBI's taxonomy places the organism in Eukaryota, Metazoa, Arthropoda, Insecta, Hymenoptera, Formicidae. The transcript is spliced from 8 exons.
CUACGUAUACGUGUACAGCGUGUCCGAUACAGUGAAAAAAGAAACCGCGUCCCUCCUUCCUGUUCUUUCCUCUUGAAUUCCCGAAGCAUGACAAAGAGAGAAUCUCGUCCAAUUUGGUUUUUCUUUAUCUCCCUCGUGAAUUUAGAUCAUAGACGGUCCUUUGUGUCCCGAUAGUUGAAUCUAGACGGUCCAACAGGACCAGAUUGUUCUAUUCUCACCUUUAUGGAGUCCGUCAUCACUGUAGUAUAGGCGAGCAUGUUACCUCGUCUCUCCGUCUCCUUCAAGGGAUCCUUACAUUGUCCUUACUUCUCCUCGCGUCACCGACAUUCGAUAUAAUAUAGUCCACGUUCAAUCCUUUUCUUUUCCCCAAAUUUAUUCCUCACCGUCUCCUCGUGCGACCGACCGCCGUUAUCGCACGAUUGACCGAAUUGUUCUCUUUUUUUUUCUUCUCUUUUCUUUUUUCUUCUAUGUUUUUUUUUCUUCUAUGCGAAGACACAAGUUAGUUUGUAGGAUCAUUUGUACCAUCUGUAAUAAGUGCCAUUAAAAGUGGAAAAAAGGGAAAGAUAAAACUGGAAACAAAACAACCAAGCGUGUCUUUCAUUAACGAAUAACACAUGAAUUUUUUCCCUUAUCUUUCAGUGUGUAAAUAGAUGAAUGCACGAAUGACGUGCAUAACGAGCGUAACAUUCAAAGACACGAAAUAAAUUCGCGGAGUUGAUGCUACGAUCAAAGUUGCAGUAUCGUCAAAUGCAAAUGCACGCGCGCGAUUCAACUUUACAUUCUACCACGAGAUAUUGAAAUCGGUUAUCCUAUAAGUGUUAAAUUUUAUGUGCCAUAGAUACGGAAAAUCGCGGUCCCAUUUUCGUACCAUUUUCAACUCGCGACUGUAACUUUGACUGAAGUUAAACGACUCCUCGCGACUCUAUUUGCGUGAAUCCACGAGAGUAGAGUGUGCACCGUUGAAGCGGGCACCAUCGCUGCACGUACCUCCUUUGUCUGUGACUUCGAGCCUUUGCGUACGAAACUCGCAUCUUCGGCCCUUCGUCCCCCUCUCUCUUUCGCCAAGAAAGGGAACGAAGCGUGUACGAAAAAAAAAACAAAAAAAAAAAACGAGAAAGAUACAAAAGAUAAAGAAACACACGACACACCCCGCUCCCGCCAGCCCCGCCGAACACGAGCCAACCGGAGGCAACCAUUGAACGAUAUACCGUUGUCACUUUAUCACAUAGUAUGAGCUGCGUGAUAAAGAGAAAAUACCGAGUAUGAAAAUGGGAUGAACUUUCGCGGGGUUCGAACGCCAUUCUCGAGCCGCGGGCUAUCGCGAAGGCACCUGAGGGAGAGGGAUGUCCUCGCUGCGGAGGGUAUGUCUAUGCCGCCGAACAAAUGUUGGCCCGAGGAAGGGUUUACCAUAAAAUGUGCUUCAAGUGCAAAACGUGUCGUCGAAGUCUGGAUUCGACGCUUCAUUGCGAUGGUCCCGAUCGCGAGAUAUACUGUCGAGCAAUGGCACAGGGAAUGCUUUAAGUGUGCCAACUGCUUCAAAAGAUUAGAUUCCGUCAACUGCUGCGAAGGUCCUGAUAAGGACAUCUAUUGCAAAGUAUGCUACGGAAAGAGAUUCGGACCGAAGGGUUAUGGCUAUGGCCAGGGUGGCGGCGCCCUGCAGAGCGACUGCUAUGCCAAUGGCGAUGCGGCUCCCCGCACCACCGUGAUCGACACCGCAAAAAUCAAGGCCCCCCCGGGCAAGGGCUGCCCCCGUUGCGGUGGCGUCGUCUUCGCCGCCGAGCAGGUGCUCGCCAAGGGCCGCGAGUGGCACCGGAAGUGCUACAAGUGUCACGACUGCACCAAGACCCUGGACUCGAUCAUCGCAUGCGACGGCCCGGACCGGGACGUUUACUGCAAGACCUGUUACGGAAAGAAGUGGGGACCGCACGGAUACGGAUUCGCAUGUGGUUCGGGAUUCCUCCAGACCGACGGGCUCACGGAGGAAGAAAUUUCAGCCAAUCGACCUUACUACAAUCCUGAUACGACCUCGAUUAAGGCGCCAGCUGGGCAGGGUUGCCCCCGUUGCGGUGGCAUGGUGUUUGCUGCGGAACAACAGCUCGCCAAGGGCACCAUGUGGCACAAGAAGUGCUUCAAUUGUGCCGAGUGUCAUCGGCCUUUGGACUCUAUGCUGGCAUGCGAUGGUCCCGACAAAGAAAUUCACUGCCGCGCGUGCUACGGAAAGCUCUUCGGGCCCAAAGGUGUCGGAUUCGGCCACAAGCCGACUCUCGUCUCGACAAACGGAGAUCAUGCUCCCUCAUACAUCGAGUCCAAGCCCCAGGUCGGCCAGAAGCGAAACGACGGUCACGGCUGCUCGCGCUGCGGCUACCCGGUGUACGCCGCCGAGCAAAUGAUCUCGAAGAAUCGCGUGUGGCACAAGCGGUGCUUCAGUUGCGGUGCCUGCCAUCGUUCCCUCGAUUCGACGAAUCUCAAUGACGGCCCGGACGGGGACAUCUACUGCCGCGGCUGCUACGGCCGAAACUUUGGACCCAAGGGUGUAGGCUUCGGGAUGGGCGCGGGCACCCUCACGAUGGCCUAAUUGCCACCAGCACCCCUACACACCGUUCGAGGAGAACCCUCGCCGAUCCAGUCUUAAAUAUUAAUGUAAAUACAUCUAUAUAUAGAGGCGUCUCUGACUGUGUAUUUUCGAUGACAGACGAACGCGCUGCUCCGGAAAUUUCGAUUUCUCCUUUCCUAGCUUACGACGAUUCGAUGAUUUCGAUGACUGUGCUUUCAUUAUUGCGAACGCAAUCGUAGCGAAGGAUGGUGAUGUCUUGAGCCUAUGAGCCCAAGAUCGAACGUAAACGGAUAAGCCGCUGCAGAUUGUUGAUAAUAUCGCGAUAUAAUAUUGCACAUUGAUUAUAUCAUAAAUAAAUUAAAUAUUGAUUAAUAAUCUAUCUGUGAUAUAAAUCAAGGCAAAAGUUUGAAGGUGUCGUUUUAAUAACAAUACGAUUCCUACACACUUUUCUCUCUUCGAAAUAUAAUAAGCUUUGAAAUUAAAAAAAAUAAGAGAUAAGAUAUUUAUAAACUUAUAAAACAAAGAAUAUAUAUACAUUGAUUAUUGUAUAUUAGUAAUAUAAUUUUCUUCAAUUUAAUUUUAAAAUUUUGCUCAUUUGGUAAAAGAAGAGAUCGAGUGUUGCCAUUAUUGAAAUAACAUUAGCUGUGAUCGCGUUAUAUCAAUUUAUUCUAAAUUAUCGACAAUAUGUGUGCGGACUUAUCAAUUAGAUCCAUUCUCGCUUAAUCGUCACGAUGGCUUGCGGGUUGCUGUAAAGAUUUUACGAGAAAUCUGUAAAUUGCAAGAGCCAAAAUUGAAACGUCAAUAAUAUCGACAUGAUGUUCGACAACUGCUUUUCAUGCGAUUUUUACAGCAGCCUGCUCGAUCUCCGAUGACGACGCUAUAUGCAAACGACUAAUCUGAUGAUGAGCAAUUACGAAACUUUUGUUAUUUUCUUUUUCUCCUUUUCUUUUCUUAUUCUUGAUCAGGAAAUUGGAGAUUACGACUCGAGAAUCGAUCCGCGAGAUGUCUGAAAAAAGAAGUUAUAAAGAUAAUGGGAAAUUAAAUCUCUUUGAAUUUAUAUUUUCUUUGGUCAAACUUGUUCAAAAAUUUUUACGCUUGUUUGGAUAAAAAGAUAGAACCUUUCUAAAUAAUUUCUGCAUCUCUUUUGUUCUGGAUCUCUUUCCACUUAAUCCGAAUCAAUAAUAGUUAAAGUAUCGAUAUUGAUCGAAAUAAAAACGAAUUUGGAAAUUGCGUAUCUCACAUUAAAAAAGCUCAAGACGAAGAUAUGUUCAAUAAAUAAAAAAUGUACUUCGCUCCGCUAAUGAAGCAAAUCGCCAAACAGAUUUUUCACAUAUAAUGUUGCUCAAGUUAGCAUUUUUGAUCGUUAACAUUGCUCAGAAUUAAAUGUGUAAAAGUGUAAAUAAUUCUUUUUUAUCCAUUAGCUAUCGCCUACGAAACAGAAUGCAUCAUAUAAAAUAUAAAUUAUAGAUGUAUAGCUUAUUAACUGUUUCGAUCGACGAUUUAUGCAAUAACGAUCGGCGCGCGCGUAAAAACUCUACCACGAACGAGCAUUGCUCCUGCAUCGAUUUUAACAUAAAAACAAAGGUUUUGGAAUUUGUAAUAAUUUAUCACCUGGUAUCGAUUGCAGCCGACACAUCCGCGGACGAUAUAAACGUGUGAAUACGAAUAAAAAUCUAUAUAACCGGGCUACGACCAGCAGCAACGAUGUAACCGACGACUAAGACGAGAAACUAAUUUAAUUAUGAUUUUCAAUAAAUGUAUACUUGAAA